Actinia tenebrosa (Australian red waratah sea anemone) is the source of this 1497-nucleotide messenger RNA. RefSeq names its product polycomb group RING finger protein 1. Lineage: Eukaryota; Metazoa; Cnidaria; Anthozoa; Actiniaria; Actiniidae. Gene Ontology annotation, cellular component: PRC1 complex. The record is from RefSeq and is a predicted model, not a curated record. Gene Ontology annotation, molecular function: promoter-specific chromatin binding. Gene Ontology annotation, biological process: negative regulation of transcription by RNA polymerase II.
GUGUUCUCAUAUAWAUUCCGGCUCCAUCUUCAACAAGGUUAGUCGACUCACAGAAAAAGGUGAAGAACUAAUCGCUAGCUAUGCGAGAUGCUUCGCUCGAUGAAGCUAAAGUCUCUGAACCCUCACAUCACUUGUGUACUGUGUGGAGGAUAUCUCGUGGAUGCUACUACCAUCAUUGAGUGUUUACACUCCUUCUGCAGGAGCUGCAUCAUACGAUGGCUUCAGAAGAGUUAUCACUGUCCCGUAUGUGAAACAGAAAUUCACAAGACAAGACCUUUUCUUAACAUUAGGCCUGACCGUGUUCUGCAGGACAUUGUCUACAAACUCGUACCUGGAUUUUAUCACGACGAAUUGCAACGUCGUAAAGAUUUCGAAGAAAAACUUAAUGAAGCCUCCAAAGCGGGACUCAAGGAUGAAGCUGACGAAAUCGAAAUCGACGAGAAUGAGCGUCAAGACAACGAGAAGAAAGACCUGGAUUUGAUAGAAGAUCCUGUUUGUGUUACACUAGAAUAUUAUGGGCGCAAGAGAUUCUGGAAGGAGAAAACGAUAUUCCCAACACGCUAUCUGCGCUGUUCAUCAAAGCUGCCCGUCGAUUUACUCAAGAAAUUCGUUACCACGAAAUUCGGCAUCCCACAAGACACACAUUCUGUUGAGAUCGUACGCUGUGAUGAGAUCCUGAGUGAUUACCUGACGAUGAAAGAACUCUGGAGAAUAUAUGGAUUACAUACCAAGACCUUCAUCGAUCUACAGUACAUCAUUAUCGAUAAAAAGAUUGACACUCAAAUAGAAGAACUGCCGAAACGAAUCCCUGUGAUAAAGAUCAAAAAAAGACGAAGGAGAAAACAGAAAUCUAUCUCAAGCAACGAUGGCACGAGUAUUGCACCAGUAAAACGAAAACGUCAAAGACGAAUAGGAAGAAUAUGUAAGAAGAUUGGUUUGUCAGAAACCACGGAUACUUCGCUUACCACUUUGAAAUCAAUAGACGAACAAAAUAUGGGCAAUCAAAUGGGUGUUGCGCUUUUGUCUAACGAAGAAAAUAAUACCGUUCAACCUGCAAGCAAUAUCUCUCAGCCUGAUCCAGCAAAACAGAAUGACAAUAUUAAGAUGGACACUUUUGUGUGUCCUGUCACCCCAGAAAGUGACACUGAUCACACCGUGCCAACUGGUACCGGUUUAGAUCUAUCUACAAGCUAGUAGAUAGCCUUGUAUUAAUGUACAUUAUCAAAAUUUUUAUACUCUAUAUAUAUYCUUAUGAAUAUAACACCGUACGCUGCACUUCCUAUGAAGUAGCAUAUACACUGAAUCGAAAUAUGGUGGCCAAUUUGAAUAACUACUGUUCUGCGUUAACUAGCGACAGACUAGCCUCUCAUACAUGUGAUAAACCUUUAAUGUUUAAUUCCUCGUGAAUACGAGGUCAGUUGCGAGUCAAUACAGAAGAGAGGGCACAGGGAGCCCGGCUUUGGGAUUUGUACAUGAAUAAAUGAAUCAAUAAAGUGC